UGUAGAUGCUAAAGACAGGUGCGCCUAAUUCUUGUAGCAACUAUGAGAUAGAGUCUUUAGCCAUGAAGGGGGCUUGAGCAUGACAUCAUCUUGGGAUAAAUACUAAUACCCUUCUGUCUUUAAUGAAGGAUUAUAUUGAUUUAGGGGCUGGAAUGAAGUGUAAAAGACACAGAUACUAAUUUUAAUGGGAGAUCAGCUAGUGUUAACCAACUUUGAACUUGUUGGUAAAUGAAUAUUCCCACAAGUAAUAGUGUAUGGCAAAAGAAAUUGAGAGUAACAAUGUGGUGACAGUGAAAUGUGUUAAUUGUUAUUCCAUUAUGGAAUGUUCAGGUUGCAGUGCUGGUGUAAUGGAACUACUUAGAGUUAGCUGCUAUCAAACCAAUCACUAACAGAUACAUCUGUUUCAAAUGUCUUCAUUUUGUGACACUUCUCUAGUUCCUUUGAAGUUUUGGAUUUAUAAAGAGUGAGGCCUAGGUAUAAUUCCUUCAGUACAACUCUUCCUUUAGUGGAUGAAUAUGUACAAAUCAUUGUUAUACACACUUGGUUCUUGAUAGCUGAGAUAGCCCCUUUAGAAACCUCUCUUUGGCCCCCGGAAAAAUAUGGUUGCAGCAUCUAUUUCCUAGAGCCUCGUUGCUAUUAGCAAAGCCUUCUUCUCGGGUUUUCAUGUUCUGGUAAAAUACAAGGGCAUGGCAGCAGUCACCUAGGUGAGCCAACAGGUGGUGCAGGAGGUGAUACCUGGAGUGGCCUCCUGUUAUCAGCGGUGGUAGUUCUUUCCAUUUGAAGGCUGUGCAUCUCAGAUGUACACACGGGGAAAGAGAAAAUGGGGACUCUGAAAGUCUUAGCAGACAUGACCUACUCCCCACAGAAUGGAGACAACACUCAGACAUGUUCUAGAAAAUUUGCCAUUACCUAAGCCAGAGGUUUCCAGACUUUUUCAGAGUGUGGGCCAUGUUUUAAUAUAGAGUAGCCUUGUGCAUACCUCUCUUCCCAUUCAUAGCAAACAUCUGUCCUACUGGUGCCAGAAGCUGAGACUGGGCGACGGGAUGGAUCACUUGAUGAUUACCUGUUCUAUUCAUUCUCUCUGGGGCACCUGGCAUUGGCCACUGUCGGAAGACAGGAUACUGGGCUAGAUGGACCUUUGGUCUGACCCAGUAUGGCCGUUCUUAUGAUCAUAUUACAGCCUGGUGGCAGCUAAAGUUAUUGGUUACAUGGAAAUUAUUAGGUGUAACGGGGGCUCACCUCUUAAAGACUGGAGGGCCUAAGGCCUGGUCUACACUACGGGUUUAGGUCGACUUUAGCAGCGUUAAAUCGAAUUAAGCCUAGACACGUUCACAUGACGAAGCCCUUUCUUUCGACUUAAAGGGCCCUUUAAACCGGUUUCUUUACACCACCUUCGACGAGGGGAUUAGCGAUACAAUCGGCCUUUGCGGGUCGGAAUUGGGGUAGUGUGGACGGAAUUCGAUGUUAUUGGCCUCCAGGAGCUAUCCCACAGUGCUUCAUUGUGACCGCUCUGGACAGCACUCUCAACUCAGAUGCACUGAUCAGGUGGACAGGAAAAGACCCGCGAACGUUUGAAUUUCAUUUCCUGUUUGCUCAGUGUGGAGAGCACAGGUGACCACGCAGAGCUCAUCAGCACAGGUAACCAUGAUGGAGUCCCAGGAUCGCAAAAGAGCUCCAGCAUGGACCGAACGGGAGGUAAGGGAUCUGCUCACCAUAUGGGGAGAUGAAUCAGUGCUAGCUGAACUCCGUAGCAGUAAAAGAAAUGGCAAAGUAUUAGAAAAGGUCUCCAAGGCCAUGAAGGACCGAGGACAUACCAGGGACACACAGCAGUGCCGCGUGAAAAUUAAGGAGCUACGGCAAGCCUACCACAAAGCCAGAGAAGCAAAUGGAAGGUCCAGGGCAGAGCCGCAAACUUGCCGCUUCUACGCGGAGCUGCGUGCCAUUCUAGGGGGUGCAGCCACCACUACCCCAACCGUGUGCUAUGACUCCGUCAAUGGAGAAACACACAGGGAAGAGGGUUCGGGGAACGAGGAAGAUGAGGAUGGAGGUAAUGUAGGUGGCUCACAGCAGCAAGGAAGCGGAGAAACCGGUUUCCCCAACAGCCAGGAUAUGUUUGUCACCCUGGACCUGGAAACAGUAACCCCCGAACUCACCCAAGACCCUGAGGGCACACAGGAGACCUCUGCUGCAAAUGUUUCUCCUUCGCAGAGGCUAGUGAACAUUAGAAAGAGAAAACGGAGGACGCGGGACGAUAUGUUCACGGAGCUCCAGAUGUCCUCCCACGCUGAUAGAGCACAGCAGAAUGCGAGGAGGCAGUCAAUGUCAGACAUGAGAAAAGCACAAUAUGAACGAGAGGAGAGGUGGCGGGCUGAAUGGCGGGAUGAAAAGAGCAAGUGGCGGGCUGAAGAUGAUAGGUGGCGUCAGCUUGCAGACAGAAGGCAAGAGUCAAUGCUCCGUCUGCUGGAGCAUCAAACUGAUAUGCUCCAGCGUAUGGUUGAGCUUCAGGAAAGGCAGCAGGAGCAGAGACCGCCGCUACAGCCUGUGUAACCAACAGCCCUCCUCCCCAAGUUCCAUAGCCUCCUCACCCAGAUGCCCAAGAACACGGUGGGGGGCCUCCGGCCACCCAGUCACUCCACCCCAGAUGAUUGCCCAAGCAUCAGAAGGCUGGCCUUCAAUAAGAGUUAAAGUUUUAAAAUGCAGUGUGUCCUUUUCCAUCCCUCCUCCCCCACCCAUCCCGUGCUACCUUGGCAAUUAUCCCCCUAGUUGUGUGAUGAAUUAAUAAAGAAUGCAU
This is a messenger RNA of Malaclemys terrapin pileata, 2791 nucleotides long. RefSeq names its product myb/SANT-like DNA-binding domain-containing protein 2. Bases 1645 to 2547 code for a protein of 300 amino acids. The transcript is spliced from 2 exons. Lineage: Eukaryota; Metazoa; Chordata; Testudines; Emydidae. The record is from RefSeq and is a predicted model, not a curated record.